Dichomitus squalens LYAD-421 SS1 is the source of this 4669-nucleotide messenger RNA. RefSeq names its product phospholipid-translocating P-type ATPase. Gene Ontology annotation, cellular component: plasma membrane. The record is from RefSeq and is a predicted model, not a curated record. NCBI's taxonomy places the organism in Eukaryota, Fungi, Basidiomycota, Agaricomycetes, Polyporales, Polyporaceae. The transcript is spliced from 12 exons. Gene Ontology annotation, molecular function: magnesium ion binding; ATPase-coupled intramembrane lipid carrier activity; ATP hydrolysis activity. The coding region runs from base 1 to 4341 and encodes 1446 amino acids. Gene Ontology annotation, biological process: phospholipid translocation.
AUGCCGUCCAAGCUCGGCGAGUGGUACACCAAGUUCGCCGACUUCAAUGUCGAGACAAUCUUCGCCAGACGCAGGGAGCCAGGCCCGCCCCGUACCGUCUACGUCAACAGCCCCCUUCCCGACGACUAUUUCGACCCCAAGAAAAAGCACAAGGUCCUGAAACAGCAUGUCUAUGCCUCGAACCAAGUGAUCACUUCCAAGUACACAGUGAUCACCUUCCUCCCCCGCAACCUCUUGGAACAGUUCCGCCGAAUAGCGAACAUCUUCUUCCUAGCCAUCGCCAUCCUCCAGUUCUUCUCCAUCUUCUCCACCGUCUCCCCCGGCCUCGUCAUCCUCCCCCUCCUUAUCGUCCUUGCGAUUACUGCCCUCAAGGAUGGCUAUGAGGACAUUAAGCGGCAUCAGUCGGACCGGGCUGUCAACUACUCCCAGGUGCGCGUCUUGGCAGGCGGGGAAUUCAGGAACGAGAAUGCCAUGGCGGAGAAGUCGAAGACCUUCGUCCGCGCGCUCGUCCCCAUCUCAAGGAAACGGCAUAGGAAGGGUCAGCAUGACCAGGACGUCGAGAAUACCCAGCAUGGCGCCCCCCCGGAGGCCAUCCACACCGACGGUGGAGAACUCACGACAAUACCGACAGCCACUGUCGCGAAUGACACCGACGUAGAGGACGGGGAGCCCGUAGAGGAGGUUGGCACUGUGUUCCAUCACCACGGACGGUCAUCACGGCCACAUUGGAAGAUGACCAUCUGGGAGGACGUGCGCGUGGGCGACAUUGUCAAGAUCAAGGAGGACGAAUCGUUCCCCGCGGACAUCCUUAUAUGCUCGACCUCGGAGGAGGAGAACGUCGCAUACGUCGAGACGAAGAACUUGGACGGCGAGACCAACCUCAAGAGCCGGAGCGCGUGUCCCUCCCUCACCCAUCUCGACUCGGCGCGCUCGUGUGCGAGUAAGCAGAACGCCUUCCAUGUCGAUUGCGACCGCCCGGACACCAAUCUGUACAAGAUGAACGCGACUGUGGUCACUUCAGAUGGGGCGAAGCACGCGGUCGAUACAAACAUGAUCCUUCUCAGGGGUACGGUCCUCCGUAAUACUCGCUGGGUCAUUGGUGUCGUCCUGUAUACCGGCGAGGACACCAAGAUCGUGCUCAACUCUGGUGUGACCCCGAGUAAGCGCAGCAGGGUGGAACGACAGAUGAAUCCGCAGGUAUUUAUCAACCUUAUCCUACUUGCCGUCAUGGCCGUCGUAUGCGGUAUUGUCGAUUCCGUGCUGGAGCAACGCAACUUCCCACGAGGUGCUCCCUGGCUAUACGGAGACACGCAUGGCGACGACAACCCGAAGAUAAACGGUCUGAUCACUGCCAUUUACGCGCUCAUCACCUUCCAGAACAUCAUCCCCAUCUCGCUGUACAUCUCCAUCGAGGGUGUCCGGACAUGUCAGGCUCUGUUCAUCUACUUUGAUCGCGAGAUACUCUACGAGAAGACCAACCAGCCGACGCUCGCGCGCAGCUGGAACUUGUCUGACGACCUUGGCCAAAUCGAAUACAUCUUUUCGGACAAGACGGGCACGCUUACGCAGAACGCGAUGAUCUUCCGCCAAUGCACUAUUGGUGGCCGCGUCUACAGUGGCGAGAAGGUGGACGAGCCGGAAGCCUCCAAGGACGAUCUACGUGUCGCCGCAGUACCUAGCGACGAACGCGAUAACUCCCAUGAAGCUCCUAGGUCCAGCCCGUCGUUGGUGGCGAAGAAGUCGACGAAGUCCUCCGUGUCGUCCACCACCGAGACACCGAAUCCUCUGGCCGCCGACAAGGUAGCCAAGGCGGAGCACGUCCUCACUCACUUCAGCGAUGCCGGUCUCGCGGCCGACAUCACAGCGGCGCAGAGCGCGGUGUCCGGCACCCAGGAGGACGCGCACGGGCGCACGCUCAACGGCUUCUGGACCGUCCUCGCGCUCUGCCACACCGCGCUCGUCUCCGUCGACCCGCACACGGGCGCGAUCCAGUAUAAGGCGCAGAGCCCGGACGAGGCCGCGCUCGUGCAGGCCGCGGCGGACGUCGGGUUCGUGUUCCGAGGGCGCGACCGCGAGGUGCUGACGCUGCAGACGCCGUUCGCGCGCGAGGGCAAGUACGAGCGGUUCGAGCUGCUGAACAUCCUGGACUUCACGAGCGCGCGGAAGCGGAUGAGCGUGAUCGUGCGGAAGAUCGCGGACGAGGAGGGCGGGGCUGGGGGGAAGGAGGGCGACGGGAAGGUGUACGUGCUGUGCAAGGGCGCGGACAACGUGAUCAUCGAGCGGCUGAGCCCGGGCCAGGACGCGUUCGUGCGGACGACGGAGGACCAUCUGGCCGAGUUUGCGAGCGAGGGGCUGCGGACGCUCACUUUGGCCUAUAGGGUCGUACCGGAGGAUGAAUACGAGGCUUGGGCACAGCGCUACCAUGCGGCGUCCGUCUCCCUGGAAGAGCGGGAGGAGGAGAUCGAGGCUGUCUCGGAGGAGAUCGAGCAGGGCUUGCGUCUGCUGGGUGCUACGGCUAUCGAGGAUCGACUACAGGACGGCGUCCCAGAGGCCAUUGCUGACCUCAAGGAAGCAGACAUCAAGAUCUGGGUGCUCACUGGCGACAAGCUGGAGACUGCUAUUGCUAUCGGCCACAGUACGAAUCUCAUAGGCCGCGAGGACAACAUCAUUGUUAUCCGCGGCGGAGGCGAAGGCUCCGUUCCCGUCUAUGCGCAGAUGCUCAACGCCGUCGAGCAGUUCUUCCCUGAGAGCGGCAUUCUGCAAGAGGACGGCGUAGCUGUCAACGAACUGCCGCGUGACUCGAAUGGCUACCCGCUCCAACGCAUCAUGACCGGCAUGUCUGACAUUGUCGGACAUCACAACGGCGACAGACCUGGCGGCUUCGUGCUUGUUAUUGAUGGAGCUGCACUGACGCAUGCAUUGGGGGAUGAGAAGCACAAGCACUUGCUGCUGCGGCUCGCGAUGCAGUGCGAGGGCGUCAUUUGCUGUCGUGUCUCUCCGUUACAGAAGGCUCUCGUCGUCAAGCUCGUCAAGGACGGUGUUGGUGCUAUGACCCUUGCCAUCGGCGACGGUGCGAACGACGUCAGCAUGAUCCAAGCUGCAGACGUUGGAGUUGGCAUCGCGGGCGAGGAGGGUCUCCAGGCUGUGAACUCGUCCGACUAUGCCAUCGCGCAGUUCCGAUUCUUGAAGCGAUUGUUGCUCGUGCACGGGCACUGGUCGUACGCCCGCAAUGGUAACAUGAUUGUCAACUUCUUCUACAAGAACAUCAUCUGUAUCGGUGUGCUUUGGUGGUUCCAGAUCUAUUGUGGUUGGAGCAGUCAAUACGUCUUUGAGUACACCUACUUGUUGUUUUGGAAUACUUUCUGGACCAUCGCUCCAGUUAUUGGUAUCGGUCUUUUCGACCGCAUUGUUGAUGAUCAUGUACUCAUGGCGUUGCCCGAGCUGUAUCGCCAUAGCAAGAAUCACGAGUACUUCGGCACCAAACUGUUCCUCGUCUACAUGUUCGAUGGAGUUCUGCAGUCUGCUAUCAUCUUCUUCCUCAUCCUUUACACCUACAACACCACUACCUCUCGCACUGAUGGUUACGACGUAUACCAGUACGAAUUUGCCACUACGUUGGCUAUCGCAGCUGUAAUGGCGGCCGAUCUUUUCAACGGACUGAACACACACGUAUGGACUGGCUGGAUUUUCUUUGCUGUUGCCCUGGGUAUCGUUCUCAUCUGGGCCUACACUGCUAUUUAUUCGAUAAUUUCUCCCGGGUGGUUCACUACACCUAUCUACGGCAACGAUCAUUACCUCUUCCCUUCGGCAUACUUCUGGUUUUCGAUCAUCCUGGUGGUUAUCCUGGCGUGCCUCCCCCGAUACAUCUACAAAGCCUACAAGUUUUCGUUCUUCCCGAGUGAUCUAGAUCGUGCCCGAUGGAUUGCCAAGCUCGACCCAAACCACGACUUCUCGAAGGACAGGAAUGGUGGUCUCGCUCGAGUCAAGCGCCCAGCUAGCCGCAGGGCCAGCCUCCGUCGACCUGCGCUCUACAACGGCAGCCGUACCGACAUGUCAACGGGCCUCCGGGAAGUUAAUCGCGGCUUUGACUUCGCUGCUGAAGAAAACGGAGUUGCGAUCCAGCGGAUACAGAGCCAUUUGUCACAGAGAUCCGUAAAUGCGGCGCCCGCACAGAAGAAGAGGAGACGGAACCCGACCUCAUUAAUGCACGGCUUCUCGAUAUCGCGGACGCUGCGUCGUCCGAAGACGCGUGGGUCGGAGACGGGACAGAUCCCUGAGGAAUCGUUGUUGAGACACGAGAUCACUUCGUCGUCGCCGUUGCGGUUGUCGAAGUCACCAUAGCGCUUGCCCAAGGACGCAGAUGUGUUGUGUUUUUUUCUAUUUAUGCUUCUUGCCACAGCUAGCCCCUUCGCUCUCGUCCAUCUCUCGUGCAUCCCAUCCCACCCAUCCUUCCACCUCCUGUGUUGCUAGUGCCCGCCCAUUUCUGACCUGUAUCCAUGACACUAGUAGAGCGGUAUCUAUUUCACGCAUCUCAUGACUCACUCUUAGCACCACGCACAUCGCCUUGUGUCUACCUAAUCUGUACUUGUGCUCAGCAUAAAACUCAUUGGGGUGCGCCUGCCCCUUUCACCAAUUGCCAAUCACCAUCGCCAUGGUCAGUCUUUUGAAC